UUCCAACGCAGAGUCAGCGGAGGGAAGCAGAACUGCUGCUCUUUCUCCUCAGAGGCCUCCCAAGAUGACUGGUGGUAGUCCCCCUGGGAGAGGGCCCUUCUGUGGCAUGGCUCCUAUGGCCUUUCUUCUGGUUCUUUGUCUCCAUCUGCAAGGCUCAGCCUCCAGAUGCAUUGACCAGUCGUUUGGGCAAGACCUGCAGCCUCUGCCUCCUGGGGUGAAAAGCGACUCUUUGCUCAGUGGGCUGCUCCAACCUGAUGUCUCGCCACCCAGGCCAGGAACGGAUGGCAUUGAUGGGGGAGAUUCCCGCAUAGUGGGCGGCAGUCCCGCAACCUCGGGAGGGCUGGGAGGCAGACCUUCUACAUUUCGCCCCAGUUUCCAGGGGGAUAGCCCAUUCCAAUAUGGCAAGCCAGGCAGACCUGAGCAGUUUGGCAGUCCAGAGGGGCCUAUAUUUGGGGGUAUCCCUGCUCAAUUUGGAGGCCCAAGCGAACCUGGCCCUGUGAGGGUUGGCAGGCCAGUUAGUCCUGUCCAGUAUGAGGGUGGUGCUGCUGGACAAUAUGGGGGCAUCUCUUAUGAUGGGUCAAACUCUGGCUACAGAAUUGGCUAUAACACCCGUCAGGGUUUCCCACGCCCAGUGUGGAAGAAUCCUGGGAUCCCCUACAUACCAACUGCUCAGGAGCGGGGUGGACCCUACUACCCACUGUCAAAGGAGCCAUCUCGGCAAUUUUAUCCUAAUGCACCAUACGUAGUUCCAUAUGGUGGUGGAACAGAUGCCUACAGCUCAACGACCUAUGGUGGUGGGUCCACAGCAUUGGGGCCGCAGGGCAGAUACGAUGGCAGUUAUGGCCCCAUCCCUGAAGGCUUGCAGCCUGUUGGACAAAGUGGGAGAGACAGUGCUGUUCAAGGACCCCCUUGCAUACCAGCCUGUUAAGGGCAGCAGCCUGGUUUAGAUCCUGAGAACAUGAGAUGGGGUGGAUGGAAUCUCGGUGUUCUAUUGCCAUCUCUCCAAGCAGAUAAAAGCAACUCAAUUCUUCUGGGAGGGUUAUGUGAUCUCAUGCAGUGUUUUCUCAAAUUUUAGAAUCACCUCCCCCUCCACUUUUAAAACGCCACAAAUUAGAACAGUUUCAAAACUUGCAGUUAUGAUUCCUGACCAAGAGUGUGAAGUGUUCACCUAACAAAAAUGCACCACGCUGUCAUAAGACUACAGUACCCAGGAUCCUUGGGGGGGGGGGAGAUCCGUGGCAAUCCAGCUUCAAAUUUGUAGUGUCACUCUGUCCUAAUCAGUACCCCUCACCCAAAAUUCAUUGAAUAUACCUACCUGGAUCUAUAAUGCCUAUGAAAUUUCUUCCCUACCUACCCAGUUCAUGUUUCAUCACUGCAAUGCUCCCCAUCUAGCCCCUAACACCCAGCCCAUGAAUUUCAACACUCUUUCUCCUUGAUAACUAGGUCCACAACUGUCAUGAACAAGUUGCUGCCUCAUGUGAUUGAGAACCAAUUUACAUGGCCCAGUCAAACAUGCUGUGGCUUUGGAACAUGGUGAAGGUGGCCAGAUUGGACCAGGUCUGCAUAGUGUAAAAUCUAACAAGCCGAAUGCAGUCCUGCAGCCAUGAGGAGAGUUAAACCUGCUUAAGAUGGUAAAAACAAAGGGACUGUUGAUGGCCCUGCAGGCAGUGGGAAAAAGGAGGAGAUGCAUGGGAUUAAGUGGGAAAUGGGAGGGCACAGAUCUAGAGAUUUGUGAGAUCUACUGCAAAAGAUACAGAAUGCUUUUCCAGGUCUCUGUGACUAGGACUUUACUUCUCUCAUACGCUUGUGUGGCAAGGGUUGGGAGCGGUCCUGAAGCACAACUCCUGACAAUAUGGCAACCCUACUACCGCCUCCACUUUUGGGCACUCCGUUAUAAUUUUAUUUACAAACAAUUAUAUACUGCUUGAUUGUAGAAAACCUCCAUGCUGUUUUUUUUAAAAAUCCCAUUAAAUUAUCAAUACAACAGUUAAAAACAAGCCAUUAAAAACGCUGUGAGAACAAUUGGAACCUCAACAGACUAAAAAGAUUAGAACACACCAGCAUCUAUGUGUCCGGAUAGGCUUGCCUAAACAAAAAAGUUUUAAGCAGGUGCCAAAAAGAGUACAGCAAAGGAGCCUGCCUGAUGUCAAUAGACACGGAGUUCCAACUCCCCAAGCAGAGAACCACAUUCUCUAGAGACCUUUGGGACAGCUGCCCUAGCCACCGUCUCAGAAGAAUGGCUAUGUGAAUUCGCUCUAAAACAUUGCAUUCCUUUGUCUGUGUUGUCAAAAUUGUUUUAUAAUUGCUUGCGAUGCCAGCCUGAUUUGUUUUGUGUAUGUCUCUUUUUAAAUGUAUUUAACAACCUCUACCACCUCCCUCUGUUGCCCACAUCUCUCGUUGCUUGCUUUGUUGUGGUACCUUUCGUAUUCUUGUUGGGCCAAAAUGUAUUAAAAUACUAUGUAUUGUAA
Molecule: messenger RNA, 2468 nt
Organism: Rhineura floridana
Lineage: Eukaryota; Metazoa; Chordata; Lepidosauria; Squamata; Rhineuridae
Product: collagen alpha-2(IV) chain-like
Exons: 2
Coding region: 65-928 (287 amino acids)
Source: RefSeq, a predicted model, not a curated record